Macadamia integrifolia is the source of this 1186-nucleotide messenger RNA. RefSeq names its product protein LATERAL ORGAN BOUNDARIES-like. Lineage: Eukaryota; Viridiplantae; Streptophyta; Magnoliopsida; Proteales; Proteaceae. Bases 327 to 830 code for a protein of 167 amino acids. The transcript has 2 exons. The record is from RefSeq and is a predicted model, not a curated record.
CCAAUUUAUUUAACCCUUGUCCUUUCUCUUUCAUUCUCCAUACACUAAAUUAAUGCUCUUUGCCUUCUCUCCCCCAGCUCUCCCUUCCUUUUAGCUAUACUGAAAGUUUCUGCCUUCCUUCUCCAAUUAGGGUUUCCUUUUUCAUGACUGAUCAACUUCAGUGAUGAAACAUCAUAAACUGUUAUCAUUCAAUGUCAACAGUUUCAUUGAUCUGGAAAGAAUGAAAUAACAGGUCUUGAAAGAUCUCACACAAGGGAAAAAAGGUACCAUAUACCCUUAUUCUCUUCUGAUCAAGAAGCCUAGAUCACAAACAGCAAUAAUUAAAGAUGGCUUCAUCAAGCUCUUCUGGGUCACCAUGUGCAGCCUGUAAGUUCUUAAGAAGGAAAUGCAUGCCCGGUUGCAUCUUUGCACCCUAUUUCCCUCCCGAAGAGCCACAGAAAUUCGCGAAUGUCCACAAGAUCUUUGGUGCCAGUAAUGUAACAAAGCUACUCAACGAGCUUCCCCCACAUCAAAGAGAUGAUGCAGUGAACUCCCUAGCCUAUGAAGCCGAAGCACGAAUGAAGGAUCCAGUUUAUGGCUGUGUGGGGGCUAUCUCAGUGUUGCAAAAUCAGGUUCAAAGGCUCCAGAAGGAAUUAGAUGCUGCUAAUGCUGAUCUGAUUCGCUAUGCCUGCAGCGAAAUUCCGGCACCAUUGCCGGCACAUAGGUCUGCAGAUUUUGGUAGAAGGGUUGGUGAUGGAGGAGAAGGUUCUUUUUACCAGGCUUCUUCUGGUUUUCCUCUUCCAUACCCUCCUCCUACAUGGCCUGAUAAUCCUUCUGGAGAUGAUUCAUGAUGGUUGAGAAGAAAAUUUGAAUCAGAUGGCCAUGAUCUAUAUCUCAUGGUAUGGUAUAGUGGUCUUUUUAAUUUGUGAUUUGUGAAGUCUAGCACUCUAGCUAGCUUAUUUACAUAUAUAAUUCUUAGGUAUGGAGUGUUCUUAAUUAGAUAGAUGCUUGUGGCAACUUUAGUUUGCUUGGUUUAUAAGGCUUAAUUAAGAUUCUAUAUGAGUGUUCAAAUGUGAGGUACGAGUUUGAAAGGCCAUCUGUAUAACCAACAUGGUCUAUUACUGGGUGUAUUAUCAUUUGUUAAGAAGUGAAUUAUCAAUUAAUGUUCUUCUGUGUGAUCACUUGUGAAUAUAGUGCAAUUCUAGAA